AUGGGUGUCCCCUUCGAGGCCUUGCUUCCCUUUGGAAUCAUCAUCGGUUCCCUCACUGCUGGUGCUGGUGGUAUCUGGGCCGUUAAGUACUAUGCCAACGGCUGGAAGCAGCCGCGUUGGAACCUUGACCUGUGGGAUAGACAAAGUACGUGA
This is a messenger RNA of Aspergillus aculeatus ATCC 16872, 153 nucleotides long. Its product is annotated as NADH dehydrogenase [ubiquinone] 1 alpha subcomplex subunit 1. Lineage: Eukaryota; Fungi; Ascomycota; Eurotiomycetes; Eurotiales; Aspergillaceae. The coding region runs from base 1 to 153 and encodes 50 amino acids. The transcript has 3 exons. The record is from RefSeq and is a predicted model, not a curated record.